UGAUCGCUGCUCCCUGCGCAUCGGCUGGCCCGGCAGUGAGGCUUAGCGCUCGGUGGGAGGAGGUUGUACGAAAUCCUCGCUCCCUCAUACCUUGACCGGACUCCUGUUUCAGCGUUGGGACAGUAGCAUAUCUGGACGAUUUUGAUCACAAAGAAGUUCCUGACUGGCUAUUCAUUGAAGGGAAGGAAGUAGUAAUUGUGAAGUGGUGGAAAGUGUUCUAAGUGGAAGUUUUAUUACACAGAGUUCCGAACUGCCAUCCAAAGAGGAACUGCUGCUUGAAAAGGUUGUCAUGGAUGGCUGGCGUUCCCAUCACUCCAGAGUGUCCCCCGUGACGCCCUUGGGAGGCUGUUCCGGGACAUGUAAGGGUUCCUGCAGCUAUCCUUUAUUGUCCCGGUAACCCUUUGGAGACGCCCGCCUCCACACCUCACUGGCGUGCUGCGGAGGAGCGCUGCACAUACUUCCUGGACUGAGGUGCGUCACUAUGAGUCAUGGGGAAGCUCAAGCCCCAACCAACACGCGGUGGCGCUCCCUGAGUGAAGUGUUUCCCUGCUGUGAGACAAAAGCUUCUGUGCUGCUCGUAACAUCACACCUCACACGUAUCGGACAAGAACUUCGGUGAAUUGUUUACUUGUGAAUAUUUUUAAGAGCAACUAUAUCAAGAUGCCAUUCGGUGGCCGCUCAGAACGUUACGAGCUGAACGGGACGGGGCAGCUGCAGCGAGACCGAACCUAUGGCAGCAUUGUGCGUGAUAGAACCUACGGCAGUAUCGGCAGCUACUCCAAUCCAGACCCCGAGGCGCACCGUAACUUUAUCAACGACGACGAUCUCGAUUUUCAGCGAGUCUCCCACGGCCAGACACACAACGUCCCUCCUCCACAUCCUCCUCCUCCUCCUUCUCCUCCUCCUCCUCCUCCUCCUCCUCCUCCUCCUCCUCCUCCUCCUCCUCCUCCUCCUCCUCCUCCUCCUCCUCCUCCUCUUCGUGUUGCUGCAGCUGCAUCUGGUGGUGGCGAGGAGCACGGGAAAGAAGAACAUGAAAAUGCCAAGAAAGAAGAGCAAGACCGUCAGGAGCAGCAUGGUGGCGGUGACUCGGAUAGCUGGGGCAGCACUGGCGGGCAGGGCGGCAGGUCACAGCAGCAGCCCCAAACCAAUCAACAAGAAGAUGCCACCACCUUCUUUAGGGAUGGCCGGCGAAGGAUCGACUAUGUGUUGGUGUAUGAGGACGCGGAGGGUGCUGCGCGCAAGAACCAGGAGAGGGAGAAGACACUCAUCAGGACAGUCAGCGAGAAGAGGAUAAAAAAGCACGAGACAUGGAGAGAGAAAUUCAUGACAUCACUCAUGAAGGCUGGACUCCACAUGGAAGAGGAGACAGAGAUCGCUGGCAAGAAGGUGAUCUAUUUCAUCAAGCUAAGCGCUCCCUUCUCAGUACUGUGUCGCUACGCUGAGGAGCUCAACAUGAGGGCCCCGCUGCAGGGGUGUAGUGACCAACCACCCUCGCGGCCCACCACAUGGAUCUCCUGCUUCCAAAGUAGGACAGAAGGAGAGUGGGACACCGGCGGGAAUGACAAGCAGGGAAGUAGGGCUCACAACAACCCCUCCACCAACUGGUCCGAGGUGAUCAUCGAGCACCUUCACCUGCCUAACCUGAUGGCGGAGGAUGUGCCCAACAAGCCCCUCGACUACUUCACCUGCGCCUUCAAGAGAUCAAAGAUCGACAGGUUCCUGGGCAGCGACAAUCCAGAUAAGUACUUCACCAACACGCAGCGCUCGAGGAUCGUCUACGAGAUCUUGUCCACGGCAGCCUUUGGCAAGACGAAGAAGGGAGAGAUCGGGAUCGAGAGGCUGGUGGAGGAAGGCGUCUACACAGCUGCUUUUCCUCUUCAUGACGGUCCCUACGAGCCUCCCCCUGGCCCGCUGGACCCGUCGCGCCUCAACCCCCGUCAGGUGCUGUACCACUACUGGGCGCGCUGGGGGAAAUGGUACAAGUAUCAGCCGCUGGACCACAUCCGCGAGUACUUUGGCGAGAAGAUUGGCAUUUACUUCGCUUGGCUUGGGAUGUAUACAGGGUGGUUACUGCCGGCGGCGGUGGUGGGGCUGCUGGUGUUCAUGUACGGCGUCAUCACCAUCAACCAGAACACACCGGCCAAUGAGAUCUGUGACUCCCGCGACGAGUUCAUCAUGUGUCCUCUGUGCAACGAGAGGCUGGGUUGCGCUUUCUGGGACCUCAGCGACAUCUGCUUCAACACCCGCAUCUCCUACCUCUUUGACCACCCCGGCACCGUCUUCUACUCCAUCUUCGUGUCCUUCUGGGCCGUGUCCUUCCUGGAGUACUGGAAGCGUAAAAGCGCCUCCCUGGCUCACCACUGGGACUGCCUCGACUUCCAGGAGGAGGAGGAGCGACCCCGCCCGGAGUUCGCAGCUAAGGCGCCGUGCAGGGAGAGGAACCCAAUCACGGGCGUGAGGGAGCCGUCCUUCCCCAAAUCCAUCAGGACUAAGAGGAUCAUGGCGGGAGUCGGCCUUAUCUUUAUCAUGAUGAGUCUGGUCAUCAUCUUCAUCGUGGCAGUCAUCAUCUACCGGGUCCUGGUGUCCAUCCCUCUCUUCCGCAAUGACACCCUCCGCUCACAGGCCCAAGCCAUCUCCUCCCUAUCCGGUGCGGUGGUCAACUUCAUCAUCAUCAUGUGCAUGGGUCGGGUGUACGAGAAACUUGCCUUCAGACUCACUACCUGGGAAAUGCAUCGAACCCAGACGGACUUCGAGGACAACCUGACGUUCAAAGUAUUCAUCUUCCAGUUCGUUAACUUCUACUCAUCCAUCUUCUACAUUGCCUUCUUCAAGGGUCGUUUCGUGGGCUACCCGGGCCACUACCACCACAUCCUGGGCUUCAGAAAUGAGGACUGUUCGGCGGGCGGAUGUCUUAUCGAACUAGCGCAGCAGCUGGCCGUCAUCAUGAUCGGGAAGCAGGUGGUGAACAACGCCCAGGAGAUCCUCGUGCCCAAGGUCAAGAUGUGGUGGCACAAGAAGCAGGUGAAGAUGGCCCACAAGGCGAGGACCAGAUGGGAAGCGGACUAUCAGUUGAUCGACAACGAAGGAUUGUUUCAAGAGUACCUCGAGAUGGUGCUCCAGUUCGGUUUCCUCACCAUCUUCGUGGCUGCCUUCCCCUUGGCGCCGCUCUUCGCCCUCCUCAACAACUGGGUGGAGAUUCGCCUCGACGCUCAAAAGUUUGUGUGUGAGACGCGGCGGCCGGUGUCUGAGCGCGCCCAGAACAUUGGCAUCUGGUUCACCAUUCUGGACUUUAUGGCGCAUCUGGCAGUGAUCAGCAACGCUUUCCUCAUCGCCUUCACCUCGGACUUCCUGCCACGGCUGCUCUACAAGUACGAAUAUGAUUGGUCGCUCACCGGCUACGUCAACUUCACGCUGGCCGUUGCCCCAAACAACACCCUUAGCCAGCAGUGCAGGUAUCGAGGCUAUCGGGAUGACCAGGGGAACCACACACUCUUCUUCUGGCGCCUCCUGGCCAUCAGACUUGCCUUCGUCAUCAUAUUUGAGCAUGUGGUGUUCGGGGUGUGUCGCCUCAUCGACAUCGUAGUGCCUGACAUCCCGCAGAGUCUCGAGAUCAAGAUCAAGAGAGAACGUUACUUGGCGAAACAGGCGCUGGCUGACUCAGAUACCAUGAUGAAGGUGGCUCAAGGCAAUGACGAUGAUGAUGACAAUGACGGGCCUGGCGACGUCAACAUCUUAAUGCACGAUGCCGACAGCCACUCUGGCAUCAUUCCUCCUUCCCCAGUCUUUCCCACGGCUGAGUCUCCAGGCCAACCUGGAAGUCCACAGCAGCCUUCGCCUCAGCCAGUCGCCAAGCCCACUAUGCCCGCCAAGGAUCCCGAUGCCUUUUCUUCUUAUGACUUUGGAAAUCUUGAGAAUUCUCCUCCUUCAUCUGUCAAGAAUCAUUCCUCCUCCUCCAACACUAACACGACAGCCUCCUCUACUCCAAACACAGUCUCCUCUUCCUCCACCACCUCCAACACGGUCUCCUCCUCCAGUGCCAAUACAGUUUCCUCCACCUCUGCCAAUACAGUCUCCGCCUCUGUCUCUUCACCACCGCCAUCAUCUUCCUCUUCCUCCAGCCAGAGCAAGAACCUUCCUGCGUGUUCACCCUUCGGUAACACCAAAAUACCGCCACCAGUGCCCUCGAGGAGAAGUACAAGGGCGAACAAAGGGCGAGCUACGGUAGUUAACGCUAGUGGAGGAACUAGUUUAAGAAACCAUCACAACACUUCAGUCAGCGGCAGCGCUAACACACACUCCACAACAUAACGGUGGGCCGCCUUCACCCGUCCCGAGGUCGUGUAUAAGCAGACGGCAGUGUGAGCCGUUUGCCGCCGGCCUGCUUGAGUUGUUCCUUGGUUGAGGCGCUCUCGUGUCGCGAGGUUAAACAGAGGGUGGGCAGUGGGGCACUGCACCACAACGAUCCAAGUGCAGUAAGUAAUAUUUUCGGCUAAAUUAUGAGAACAGUAAGGAAGAUUAUUUCAACACAUUUCAGCCUCUCGUGGCCUCUAUCUCACCGUAGACACCGCUGUAAAGGUUGACCUGCUAUGAGAUUUUCUCCUUAUUUUUCACUUGCUACUUGUAAUUCAGAACUGGGUGUGUGAGACUCCUGCUCUCCACGGUCGCAGAUGUGGCCAGGGGUUUCUAGUGGGGUGUAACUCGCAUACGCUCCUUAGGCCACGCGACGGCCCUCUUGCCUGGCGCCAGGUCGAGUCGCUGCUGUAAGCAUAAAGGUGAAUGUCCUCCUCUGACACACUGAUACUGAGUGCCUUCUUGAUGUUUUACUUUGUUUAUGGUUUCCCUGUAACGGACGGGUGGAGGAUGAGCGAGGGGUGGUGGGAGGUGAGACAGACUUUCAGUAUUCUCAUUGUCUCCACCUCAGGAGCUGACGAAGGAAGCUCAAAACUUUUAGCCCCGCUAGUUCCAUUGUUUGUACGUGUGUUAAUUUUAUGGGCAAGAAACUCAAAACUAAACAAUGGCUUUCUAGUCCAUGUGUGAUAAAUCAUAAUGUUAAAUUGUACUUAUAUUAAAAAUAUGUAUCAGCCAUGUGACACCUUUGAAGGAUUUAUCCUGAAAAGUGGGAGAAAAAUUUCAAGCGAGUGGUGUGCAAUCAAUUAUCAUGGUGGAGUAAAGACCACGCUCGAGUUGUGUUGUGGCUGUACUGUUAUUGUUGCACCAAUUCUCCGCCAGUGCUGGAGGUGCUGCUGGCGUCGGCAUCUCCAGGCGAGACAUGUUUGUCGCGGAACGAAAGCAAGAUUAUCCACUUUACCCCAUUUUGUCCAUGUCUUUCUUGUGGGGGAUAUUAUUGGCUGGUAAACAAAACUGGCUUUGCUACUUUUCAUUAAUAAGCGGCCAGAAUGGCCAGCUCGUGGCAUUCAUCAAAUGAAUUCGUUAUGUGUUGGCUUUCAUCCUCCAUCCAUUUAUCUUUGUGUGUUCAAGGCCUCGGCCUCGUUUGCAUCGUCUCGCUGAUCGCGACUGUUCCCUGUCUUGCCUUCGCUUGUUCCUCGAUCGUUGUCCCUCCAUCCCCACUGCCCCGGGCUGGCUAUGUACAUAAGUGUAAGCUGGUCAUGGAAGUUUCCCUUUUGCAAAACUACGACAGCAGCAGGCUAUUGUUUUAUGUCUGGAGAGCCGUGAAGGGGGUGCCAGUGUCUCUCAGCUAAAUAACCAUGCACUGGUGGCACACGAGUAGUUGGCCUACCUUGCGAACAGUCGCUGAAAUUAUAUAGUAAAAACUUGUUUCAUUCUCAGUGGGAAGGAUAUCUUUUCUAUACUUUGUCCAUAAUUGUGUCCAGUGUUCAAGGCCGGAGUCACGUGAGGGACUCCCCUUGUGCUGCGUCAUCCGUUCAGGGAAUCGAACAGUGUUGUGAGGGGACGUGGGCUUCGAAAUACAUAUCCUGUACAUGACGCCAUCUGUAGCUUUUGAAAUGUUAGCUGCUUGUUUCUCAUCCCUCAUCACCGUAGUCAAGAGCAAGUACCCUCCCCUUCCAACUAUGCUUGAAAUAAUACACUGAAAUUUUUCAAUGUUUUGUUCUCUGUAGCUCCUCACAGCUCCUGCAUAACAUGCGAGUAAUUAUGGAGAUUGCCGAGUAGUGUACCGCUUUUCACGGGGUCAAUGAGAUAUUGUUUUGUAAGAAAUUGCCUUCAGCAAGGCAUUCAUGACGCACAACUAUUUAUUAAUUCUACUAGUAUCCACCAUCAUGGCUCACGUGACCUUAACUGUCCGGUUACUAAAUAAACAAUUAAUGUACAAGGAGAACACCGCAACAGUUCACAUAGUGGCAUUGACAAACUAUACCCCGUAUACUAGAGUAACCACCGUGACAUAGAAGAAAGCAAGGAGAAAGUGUUUUAAAUCCUAGACCCCUUUGUCCCUCCCUAUUACCCAAGGUGGAGGUACUGCCGUAUUGGGAAUCUCAGGUGCUCUUAACUGAGGCAGCAGAGCUGUGUCCAGGCUCAUGCUCAGGCUCAGAUAGAGAUUAUAAAAUAAAAAGAGAAAAAAAAUGGUACAGAAAAUAAUGAGCUUACAACUUUUGCAUUAGAGCACCGCCAGCUUCCUACUUCUUAUUUGCCGGCUAUGUUGAUUGCCUGUGGCCCGUGCCAUAGUACGUAUUUCUUAAGUUAGUUGUGAGUUCUUACGUCAGUUUAUGAUGAUCAGCCUGAGAGGACGCAGCACUACCCGGCUUGACUUGGGCUGGUUUUGCCUUGUAGUUUGUCUCUUUAGUAAUCAGUCUGCUGCUGUAGGCGAAUCAUGAUAUUGCAUCCACACAUUCUCAUUCCUGUGACUGCCAAAAGAUAAGACUUCAUAUAUUAUAAAGAGGCCAUACUUGGGGAAACAUUCAGUGACAGUAUUUGAUAUUAGACUCUACAUAGUGUAUGCAUAAAUUACUGUUUUUCUGGGUGAGUAAGAUUGCUGAAUUUUUGUGAUAUUAAUGAUACCUCUCUGUCCUUGAUGUAGCAUUGCAUGGUAACUCGACCUUCGUCCGUGUGGCUGGCAGGGGUGUGGCUGGGAAGGCAACGCGCCCACCUCCUUUGUCACGUGUACACUCAUGGUUGUCAGUCGACUGGCCUGCCUCUCUCACUUCCAUGGUGCCUUGCGUUCUCCUCUCAACAAUAAGUCGUCAGAUUGGCUGAAGAUUUUAUAAAUAGAAGGGGAUCAAAUGCAAUUGAAUACACAAUAACUUCUUAGUUCAACGGAUAGAUUACCAACGUAACAGAGGAUUUAAAGAUUGAACAAAAUGUUACAAAAUAAUAGAGGCACAGAAAUACCUCAGUACUAAGUCGUCCGGUUUGUUGACAGUCCUUUAAAUGGAAGGAGAAAUAUAACUGGGCUCAGAGUUCAUGGUUCAAUCCAGAAAUUCCAACAAACCAUAGCACUUGAAGACUGAAAGAAAACGUUAAACAAACUGGAAAUAUGAAAGUGCAAUCUAAUAAGUGCAAGGAAGAAAACCAGAAUCGGAUACAUAGUCCUUACAGUUUAACGAAGUUAAAAUACAGCAGAGGACUAGAGGACUUAAGAAGACGCUAAACACAAUGAAAAUAAGUGCGGCAGGUUAAUGGACUAGUAAUCACGACUGUACCUUUGGGUUACUAACUAUUAAUCAUCCUUUUAUGCAACUCUUUCAUCACAUUAAGCAUUUUCCAUCACGAUUUUUCCAGGCUAGGCGAUCUAAGCUGCUGCUACUCUCCGCUGUCUGUGAUGUACAACAAACAUGUAUUCAUUCCCUCGUGGGCUGUGCGGCCCGACAGGAACGUACAGAUCCCAGGUCUUAUAGAAGUUAUCGCUGACUCGUAGAAACUAACACACUACUAUAGAAGCUAAGAGAAAAUAUGAUCUUGUAUUUUUCAUUUUUCUUAUCAUUAUUAUUAUGUAUUAUGUAUCUUGGGGCUUCAGAGUAUUAAAUUAUUUAUCUUGUUAUAUUUCAAAUAAAUACCGUUGAUGCU
Molecule: messenger RNA, 7980 nt
Organism: Portunus trituberculatus (swimming crab)
Lineage: Eukaryota; Metazoa; Arthropoda; Malacostraca; Decapoda; Portunidae
Product: anoctamin-7-like
Exons: 21
Coding region: 661-4308 (1215 amino acids)
Biological process (GO): chloride transmembrane transport
Cellular component (GO): plasma membrane
Molecular function (GO): chloride channel activity; protein dimerization activity
Source: RefSeq, a predicted model, not a curated record